Echinops telfairi (small Madagascar hedgehog) is the source of this 1272-nucleotide messenger RNA. It is a transcript of the gene DUSP11, whose product is annotated as dual specificity phosphatase 11. The record is from RefSeq and is a predicted model, not a curated record. Lineage: Eukaryota; Metazoa; Chordata; Mammalia; Afrosoricida; Tenrecidae. Bases 72 to 977 code for a protein of 301 amino acids. Gene Ontology annotation, molecular function: protein tyrosine/serine/threonine phosphatase activity; polynucleotide 5'-phosphatase activity. The transcript has 8 exons. Gene Ontology annotation, biological process: protein dephosphorylation.
CCCGCAGGGCGGCCGCGGCUCUGGCGGCGUGGGGACGUUUGGCGUUGGGUGGGCGGCAUCCGAGCGCCCACAUGAGCCACUGGCAUAAAGCGCGCAGCGACUGGGCCCAGGCACGCGUCUUCCCGGGACAUUGCGCACCCAAAAAGAAGGGCAAAAACCACAUCCCCGAAAGUUUUGAAGGGAAUCUUGCUCCAGAAGAAUGCUUUUCCCCUUUGGAUCUUUUUAACAAAAUCCAAGAACAAAAUGAAGAACUUGGACUGAUUAUUGACUUAACAUACACGCAGCGUUAUUAUAACCCAGAGGAUUUACCAGAAACAAUUCCCUACUUAAAAAUGUUUACAAUGGGCCAUCAGGUGCCUGAUGAUAACACUGUUUCAAAAUUCAAGUGUGCUGUUAAUGACUUUUUGAGGGAGAAUAAAGAUAAUGACAAACUUAUUGGGGUUCACUGUACCCAUGGCUUAAACAGGACUGGCUAUCUCAUCUGUAGAUACUUGAUUGAUGUAGAAGGCAUGCGGCCAGAUGAUGCAAUUGAAUUAUUUAACAGGUGUCGGGGACAUUGCAUAGAAAGAAAAAACUACAUUGAAGACCUUCAGAAUGGAACUGCCAGGAAGAACUGGGGUUCCAGUAGGUCCAGGUCCAGUGGUUUUGAAGCAUCACCACAUCUCAUGGAACCAAUGUCUACUACGACUCCGUUUGGUCACCAAGGAUCUGGGUAUAACUUCCAUCGGAACCAAGUGUACCCAGCCCCAUCCUGGCAUUUCCACGCUCAGCCCCAGGAUUUCCAGCACCCAGUCAGGACAUUUUCACACAAUCAGCAUGUUUACCAGAGAGGCCUUGCUCCCCCACCCCCUCCGGGUCCCCCUGGGCAGCACUAUUCCCAAAGCAGAUACUCUUGGAAUGUCAAGCCGGACACCAGUCAAGCCGCCCAGAACAGAAGAUUCCCUCCCAGCAGACCUCACCACAGAUCGUACUAUUGACCCCGUGGGGGUGAUCGGGCGAGGGGUGAAGCUCCACAGAAAACCUCUCUGGACCGCGGAGCUGGACUGAAGGCAGCCAGAGUGACCUCACGGGGUCAGUUCUGAUGAGGCUUAUUGUCUAUUUUAUUAUUCCUGGAUGUAUUAAACAAGGAAAAAUUAUAUUGAUUAUCUCUUUUGCUGAAGAUUUACACAAUGGGACAGUACAGGAAAAGGUAUGCUGUCAUUUCAGUCUUGUAACUUUUCUAAGGAAAUAUUUUGGAAUUGAAAAAGUAAUAAAGAAUCCCCUUGCAAAUUC